Diatraea saccharalis (sugarcane borer) is the source of this 1225-nucleotide messenger RNA. Lineage: Eukaryota; Metazoa; Arthropoda; Insecta; Lepidoptera; Crambidae. The record is from the annotation of a GenBank genome assembly.
ACCAGCAGAUUGUUUGCAAUUCACAUGGGUGAUAUAAUUUUAUUGAGUGUUUUCAUUUAAAUUCCAAUUUAUUGGUGAUAAUCAACCCAUUUUAUUGCAAAAUAACGAAUUCUGGGAUUUAUAUUUAAGAUUAGAUUUUAUCUCUGAACUACUUUUUUUACAACAAAUGAAAGUGUUUUGUGAUUAAUACGCAUUGUUUUGAGUGUGAUAUAUGAUGUUUCCUUUGAAUAUUAAGUCAUGUAUUCAGAUAUUAUCACUUAUUUUUGCUUUGUCAAACGUAAACGGACAAGAUAGAAAGAUAAAUGCGACGCUCUAUCCAGGGUGCCAAGUUUGCACAGAAAAUGACACCCUCAUAUAUAUAAGAGCAGAGGGCACUCAUGAUACAAUACAUCAAAUAUGGGACUUUACCCGAGGUAUACCUAUGGUGAUCCUUGCUGUUGCUGGAGUCAAUUCUUCAAUGAAUAUAACAUGGAAACACACUAGGCCAGUCAAUUUCACAAUGUCUGAGAAUCCCAAGUAUAGCUUUUCUACAGCUAUAGAUAAGUUGUAUGAAUAUAAUGACAUUCAUGACAAAGGAUACAUUGAUGACAGUGAUGGCCCAUGGCGCCCAGUCAGCCUCUCAGGGACAAAAUGGUUGCCACAGAAUAUGGUGCUCACAGAUCAGGAGGUAAUGGUGCAGCUAAGAGGUUAUGUCAGUGACCAUGGCAGAAGCGGUAUUAUAGAUAUCAAGGUGGAUAUGCUGCCGUUCAGAGACUACGCGGUGGAGCUGCCGCACCUGAUCCACUCAGCCAACUCGUCGCUGUUGGACGUGAGCCUGGUGAACCUGACGCGCAGCCGCGACUUCAACUCGUCGCGGUUCGCGCUCAACCUGCUGCUCGUCAGCCAGCAGCGCGGCAACGGCACGCUGGAGACCAUCGUCAGGAAGAGCUUGGACGAUGAACACACGCCCGGCAUAUUCGAGGUCACUUAAAAACAAAUACAGGCAAUCCUCGGUUUUACGUCAUGUUAGGUAGUAGAGACGUAAAACGAGACACAUUUUUCCAUACAUUACAUUCCCUGGCGGCAUUUUAACUUGAAAAUAGGUUUUUGUUUUGGAAAUGAGUCUCUGACGAGAAUUAGAAAAAAUAAUAGAUUUAAGUAACGAAACAUGUAAUUUUGAACGUAUUUAACUUUUUGAAAUCAGAAGAAUUAAUUAAAAUUGAUAUUAAUAAUAAAACAAAGCUCG